AUGUGGCAGAGAAGAAUUUGUUCAUUGCAGCACCCACCGGUACUUGAGCUAUGUGAAAAUCAAGGUAACGAUGUAUCACAUCGGGCAACACACAUGUCCCAUUACCUCUAUAUAACCGAAAAGAAAGAUGCCAAGAGUAUUGAGCAAUUGGUUCAUAACAAUCCCAACAUUAAACCUUCUGAAGUUCAGUCUGCCAUUAUUCUAACCACAGUUCAGCAGCAGAUGGACUGGGCUACUGUUGAAAAAGAAGCUGCUUCAACAAUUGAUAAGAAACAGAUAAGUACAGUAUCAUUAAACAAAGGGUGAAGGGGCAAUAUUCAACCAUUCAGGCAUAAUUUUAAGGCAGUUGUGGCUUUCAAAGAGUAUUGCAACAAGAACGAUACAUUAUAUGUGUAUAAAAUUAACAGUAGGAGAGGCAAUCCAGACAAGCCCUCCUUUGUGUUCAAGACGAGCAUUUUAGAGACAUUACCUUCAUGGCGGUAAGUAUGGAUGCUGGUGGAGAUAUUUCUUCGAUGGCAAGCACAAUCAUUGUCCAUCCAGAUUAUGUUAUGUUAACCGCAAGUGUUUAUCAUCCCUUGCUUUGUAGGCAGAUACCUCUUGCAAUCAUGGAAGUUGAGAAAGAAAACACCACAAACAUUGAUGUAGCUAAAAAGCCAUUGAAAUUCAAUCCAAUAGGUAGGUGUACUGAUAUGGCUAGAACAAACCUGUCAGGAAUUUAUAAGGUUGUUGGUGAUUCUGUUCAAAUCAAAUCUUGUGAAUUCCAUUUCAAGGAUCACAGAAACAACAAGGUUAAAAAAUGGGACCCAGAUAGUGCAGGUGAAUUAAAAAUCCUGUGUAAUGAUCUACCGAACAACACAACAGAAAAUGCAUACAUAGGAACAAAUUGA
Messenger RNA from Paramuricea clavata, 887 nucleotides. The record is from the annotation of a GenBank genome assembly. NCBI's taxonomy places the organism in Eukaryota, Metazoa, Cnidaria, Anthozoa, Malacalcyonacea, Plexauridae.